Plasmodium gonderi is the source of this 2253-nucleotide messenger RNA. RefSeq lists its product as hypothetical. The record is from RefSeq and is a predicted model, not a curated record. Lineage: Eukaryota; Apicomplexa; Aconoidasida; Haemosporida; Plasmodiidae. The transcript has a single exon. Bases 1 to 2253 code for a protein of 750 amino acids.
AUGGAGAAAAAACGAAUGGAAAAUAAAAAUUUGGUGAAAAAUAAGAGAAAUAAUUAUGAAAUGCCAUUGUAUGGAGCGGGAAAUAAUUUGAAAGAAUCAAAUGUGUCAAGUGGGCCCAAGGGGUCAAACAGAUCCAAUGAAAAAAAUUCGGGACAAGUAGAAAACGCAAUAGGAAUAACGAGUAUCAGAAAUCUUAGCAAUAUGAUAAGUCCAGAUGACAUGUAUAAUGAAAUAAUAUGUAACGACAUUCAGUAUGGAAUAAACAAAAAUGAAUGUAACGGGGUUAUCUAUGUGAAUGAUAAGCAAUAUGAAAGGAUAUUAAAAAGAAGAUUGAGGAAAAUGAAACAAGAUAUUGAAAGAAAUAGAAAAGUUCGUGUAUAUAUUGCUAUACAGAAAAAAUCAUUUCUAAGUAUGCACACAUUUCAUAAUAAUAACAUGAACACGUCUUUGUAUAAUUAUGAUCUGAAUAUAAAUGAACCAUUUUAUAAGACGAAUAACACAAAUUUGAACGUAGUUCCAACAGGAGUGGUAGUAUCCGGAUCGAUAUCAAAUGGUACUACUCCACAUUUUCUCAAUGGAAAUGCGAACAAUAAUUAUAUGGCACUGUAUGAAAAUAUGAAAACGAUAUUUGAUAUGAAUCUAGAGAAAGAUGAUGACAAGAGAAGUAGCGUCAGUCGGAACCAGUACACACAAAGGAAUACCAACAACCUUAACAUGGAGGAAGAUUACAAGAAAUACAUAAAUGCAUGUGCGUUGACUAAUAUGGGGAAUGGAAAAAUCGUGUCAAGUAUGACCACUUCCCACAAUGUAGACAGCAUGAACACUGCGAGUAGCAUGAAUAACAUGAGCUAUAUGAAUCACGUAAGCAGUACAAGCAACACAAACAACAUGAACAACAUGCACAGCGUGAACAACAUGCACAACGUGAACAACAUGCACAGCGUGAGUAACGUGAACAGCGUGAAUAACAUGAACAACGUGAAUAACAUGAACAAUGUGCAUAGCUUGAAUAACGUGAAUGGCGUGAAUGGCGUGAAUAGCGUGAAUAGCGUGAACAACAUGCAUAACUUGAAUAGCGUGAACAACAUGCACAACUUGAAAACUAUGCACAACACACACAACAUGCACAACCGGCAGAACCGGCAGAACAUGUACAACGCGCACAACACACAUAACAUGCACAAUGCUCACAACACACAGAACACGCAUAACAUCACAAACAGCGAGAACAUUCAGAACAGCCCGAACCAUGGAGAGAAUCUCAGCAUUACUGUGGAAAAUUAUAACGAAAUGGACGAUACAAACCAAAUUAAUAACUUAACUAAUUUUUCAAACUUUUCAAAUUUAUCCAAUUUGUCGAAUUUAUCGAAUUUGUCCAAUUUGUCCAAUUUGUCCAAUUUAUCUAAUUUCGCCAAUUUGUCCAACAUAUCCAAUUUGGCUAGCUUGGCCGAUUUGGCGAAUCUGACUGGUUUGGCCCACCUCACAGAUUUAGCUAGUCUGGCUAAUUUGACACAUCUGAACAACUUGGAUAGUACAGAAAAUCCGGAAAAUACUGAGAAUAUGGAUCGGAUAGAUGAAAUGGGAAAUCUUAAGGACAUGCAUAUGGACACCUUGAAUAUGAGAAAUUUGAGCGGCGUUAACAAUAUGAAUCAAAUAAGUCAUGUGAAUCACAUUGACAACGUUAAUAGCAUGGGUCAUAUAAGCCAUAUGAACCACAUGAGCAAUGUUAGCGGCCCGAAUCGGGUUAGCGACGUGAACCGGGUUAGCGACAUGAACAGGGUUAGCGACAUGAACUGGGUUAGCAAUAUGAAUCGGGUUAGCGACAUGAACCGGGUUAGCGACAUGAACCGGGUUAGCGACAUGAACCGGGUUAGCGAAAUGAACAGGGUUAGCGAUAUGAACAGAGUUAGAGAUAUGAACAGUGCUAGCGAUUUGAACAAUGGUAAUGACAUGAACCAUAUGAGUCACAUGAACAACAUGAAUAACGGAAGCAACAUGAACCAUUUGAGCCACAUGAACCAACUGAAUCAGCUGAAUCAACUGAAUCAACUGAAUCACAUGAACCAAUUGAAUCACAUGGACCAAUUGAAUCACAUGGACCAAUUGAAUCACAUGGACCAAUUGAAUCACAUGGAUCAAUUGAAUCACAUGGACCAGUUGAAUCACAUAAACAACGUUAACAGUUCAGGCAAUAUGAACAAUUUUUGCAAUGCCCUGGGCGGCAAUUUCCAAUAUGGUCUAUACGAUGACUAG